AUGAUAUUUAUUAUCCUUAUUGCCUUUUUACUCUUUUGCUUUAACUUUCACUUUAUUGAAAGAUAUUUUGACCAAAAACCUUCAAAGUGUACUUGAAUGCUUGCAACUCUAUUUCCUAUUAACUAUUUUCCUAUAUCUAUUUCAAAGAUAAUAGAUAACUACCUUUCAGAAAUUAUUAUAGCUGCUCUUGAGUCAAAAAUUGAAAUAUUUUUUCCACAAGAAUGAAUAAUAACUCUGAAGAGCUUAAGUUUAAGUUUUAAACGAAUAACUCUAGCACGAUUAGUGCCUUAAGUCUUCUUUACUUGAAGCCCAGCUAAAUUAGCAGCUCUGAACAACGGUAGGUGGACCUGCCUAACCGUCGAACCGUUAAAGUUAAUUAGCCCUUUCAGACUCCUCUAGUCGGCACCAUUCAGCACUGACCUCUUCUCUUCAAGUCGAGACUCUCAAGAAUCUUGGACUUCUCUCACUAAACUCAGAUUAUAGGUCCAUCCUGUUUGACCAUGUGCUAGGACCUAUUCCUAGUUGACUUUUAAUAUUUCGUGAAUAGCUUAAAUUAUUGGCUAAUUUUUGGAUUAUUGUGCUUAUGCAUUGCAACUUACAAGCAUUUUCGAACUAUAUGAAGCACAGAUGGCAUUUAUCAUACAUAUAGAUCUGCUCUAAUAGGAAUAUGCUGUAAUUUUGUUUGCCUUGCCUUUGCAGACUAUAUUAAAGAUGAUUGCUAUUUCUUUAUUGCCUUUCUAUCACUAUACCUUGUAAGCCAGCAUUUCUAUAGCUUUCGAAAUCUUAUUUACCAAUAUAAGAUUUCAUCUUCUCUAUACCUAUUAGUAGCUAUUACAAAUUUAAUUGUGGUUGUGUUAUUGCUUUUUGGGCUAAAAUUUCACAUAUCAGAGCUUAUGAUUGAUUUAUUUUUUUUUCUUUUCAAAUUAUUAAUGCUGGUGGUAACUGUAGUUUAUUUUAUAAUGUUUUUUAUAUCUAACAUUGAUCACAUUUUUGAUUGCUCUUUAUGAUUUCAAAGUUAUAAAAUAACAACUAAAUUUGAUAUUGGAGAAGUUUUGGCAAAAAUAUCAGUACCAUAUGGAUAUAUAGCCAUCUACACUAUUGCAUUCUUCUCUAUUUUAGAUUUUUUUAACUCAUGCUAUUUGAAAUAUUGACUGUUUAAUGAAGUUUUAUAUUUUAUAGCUAUAUUUCAGUUCUUUUGAAUGCACCAGAAACUAAAGAUAGAGGAGAUAGAGUAUUUUUCUCAGAUUUAG
This is a messenger RNA of Blepharisma stoltei, 1250 nucleotides long. The record is from the annotation of a GenBank genome assembly. Lineage: Eukaryota; Ciliophora; Heterotrichea; Heterotrichida; Blepharismidae.